GGUCUUCGGUGACGUAGAAAGCACAACAUUUGGGGUGCCAUUGUGUGUCCCCGCCAUAUUGUCGUCCUGUGUCUUUGACUGCGGCCCCCAGGUCUCUCUCCUCGGUAUCUCUGUCCCCCCUACUGACAGCGGGAAUCGCAGGAGGUCACCUGGACACCCGGUGACUGGAAAUGGAGUCAGUGACCUUGGAGGAUGUGGCUGUGAACUUCACCUUGGAAGAGUGGACUAUGCUGAAUGCAUCCCAAAAGGAGCUCUACAAAGAUGUGAUGCAGGACACCUUGAGGAACCUGUCCUAUAUAGGUGAAGGAAACAAAUGGGAACACCAAAAUAUUGAAAAUGAGUAUGAAACUCUCUGGAGAAAACUAAGUCAGUUGUUGGAGAGACUCUGUGAAUAUACCGAAGGUCAUCAGCGUGCAGAAAUCUUUAACUGGACCCCAGAGUGUGCUGUGAGCCAGAAGUCAUGUCCAGUUCCCCCAUAUGAAAGCCCUGUCUAUGAAGAAGUAGUUAUUGGCCAUUUAUCUGUGAAUGUCUCCCCUCAUCCUCACCCAGGACACAAACUGUAUGCCAUUCAGGAAUAUGGAAAAGAAUUGUAUAAACACAAAGAAUCUGGGAACACCUCCAUUUCUUCCACACCUUUUCAGAAGCAAAAAACAAUUCGCACUGAGGAGAAACCUGAAACUAGUCACUGUAAGGAAGAUUCCAGGUGUCUCCCAUCCAGUCAGAACGAUGGAAAGAGCUCCAGUGGAGAACCGCACUAUGAAUGUAAGCAGUGUGGGAAAGCAUUCACUUCUUCUAGCUCUUUUCGUAGGCAUGAAGAAUAUCACAGCCGAGAAAAAUCCUAUGUGUGUAAGCAGUGUGGGAAAGCCUUCCCCUUUCCUAGCUCCCUCCAAAUACAUGAAAGAAUCCACACUGGUGAGAAGCCCUAUAUGUGUAAGCAGUGUGGGAAGACCUUUGCCCGUUCGAGCUCCCUGCUGACGCAUGAGAGGAUUCACACUGGAGAAAAGCCCUACGUGUGUAAGCAGUGUGGGAAGGCCUUCACCGAUCGUAGUUCACUUCGAUUCCAUGAAAUGAUGCACAGUGGCGAGAAACCGUAUAAGUGUACGAAAUGCAGUAAGGCGUUUGCUUCCUCGGGCGCCUUUCGAAAACAUGAACGAACUCACACAGGAGAGCAACUCUUCGUGUGUUUGCAAUGUGAGAAGGUUUUUAGCUGUGAAAGCGCUUUUCGAACACAUAAAAUAAUUCAUUCUGGAGAAUGUGUCUGUAAGCAAUGUGGUAAAGCCUUCACUAGUCACAGCUCCGUUAAGUACCAUGAAUUGAUGCAUAGUGGAGAGAAACCCUAUGUAUGCAAGCAGUGUGGGAAAACCUUUAGGUCUCCAAAACAAGUUCAGAUUCAUAAGCGAACUCACACUGGAGAAAAACCUUACGUCUGUAAGGAAUGCGGGAAAGCUUUUACCUUUCUCGGUUCCCUUCAAUACCACGAGUUGAUUCAUACCGGGGAGAAACCCUAUCUAUGUAAACAAUGUGGGAAAGCCUUCAGGUCUUCUCGUCAAGUUCAGAUACACGAACGAACUCACACUGGAGAGAAACCAUAUGUAUGUAAGCAGUGUGGCAAAGCCUUCUUUUCUUUGUAUCAUUUAAGAAGACAUGAAGUAAUUCACAGUGGCUCGAACCCCUACGUUUGUAAGCAAUGUGGGAAAGCCUUUAGUUGGUUUAGUACCUUUCACAGUCAUAAACAGACUCACACUGGUGAAAAACCCUAUUUAUGCAAGCAAUGCGGAAAAGCCUUCUGUAGUCGCAUAUCAUGGAGAAGACAUGAGAAGGCUCACACCACAGUGAAGCCCUAUGCGUGUGUGCAAUGUGGAAAAGCCUUUCGUUCUCCUAGUUAUCUCAAAAUACAUGAAAGGAUCCACACUGGGGAGAAACCCUUUAUAUGUUCUCAGUGUGGGAAACCCUUCCGUUCUUUCCGAUAUGUCAAGUCACAUGAAAGAAGCCACACUGGAGAGAAACCCUUUGUGUGUUCAGAAUGUGGGAAAGCCUUCAGUUAUUAUAGCUCUUUCCAUAGACAUAGAAGAACUCACCAGGCAGUAACCUUGAACGCAGAACUAGAAGAGACGUCGUAACACCCGUAAGACUGCGCGUGAAGAAAACUUCUGUAAAGGUUAAAUUAAGCAAGUGAAACACCUGGCCCUGCUCAUGGGUAAAGAGAACUUUAGGCCAGACAUGGUGUGGCACACCCUUCAUCCCAACACUUGAAAGGCAGAGGCAGGGGAUCUCAGAAUUCAGGGCCAACCUGAUCUACACACUGAGUUUCCGGUCACCGAUGGCUCCAUAGUGUGACUGUUUUGUAUGAAGAGCAAGUUUGGCUGGAAGAGAUGGCUUCCUUUGGUACAUGUGCAUAUACUUGCCCGGUAAAAUCUUUGCUUGGCAAAGUACAAGAAACUCAAGAGUAUCGAGUAGUGGCCCAGUCCUCUCACAGGGUUUCAUUUGUUCAUUCCCAUAAACAUCAGCAAUGUGAAGGACUGGAUACAAUUUUUUGUUUGUUUGGUUGGUUUUUGGUUUUUCGAGACAGGGUUUCUCUGUGUAGCCCUGGCUGUCUUGGAACUCACUCUGUAGACCAGGCUGGCCUCGAACUCAGAAAUCCGCCUGCCUCUGCCUCCCAAAUGCUGGGAAUAAAGGCGUGCGCCACCAUGCCCGGCUUUUUGUUUGUUUUAAGAAUGCCUUAGAAAAUGCAAAAUCUGAAGAAACUAUGUAAAUAUAUUGAACUUACUAGAAUUCACUAGGGAUUUGUUUUUGUUUGUCGGAAAUAGUCUUGCCAUGUAACCCAGACUGUCCUCGAACCAAUUAUAAAUCGUCUUGUUUCAACCUCUAGAUGGUGGGGGUGAAAGCUGUCUGCUUCCACAUCCAGCAUCAGUCGUUCAUACUCCCUCUACCCCUUUGAUUUCUGCAGACAUGGUUUCUCUGUGUCGUACGGGCCAUCCUAGAACUCUAGAUCAGGCAGGUCUCGAACUCAAGAGAUUCACCUGUCUCUGCUACCCUAGUGAUUGGGUUAAAGGUGUGUACCACCACCACCCAGCAUUUUUUAAAGAUUUAUUUAUUUUUUAUUUAUAUGAGUACAUUGCAGCUGUCUUCAAACACACACUAGAAGAGGGCAUCUGAUCCCAUUACAGAUGGUUGUGAGCCACCAUGUGGUUGCUGGGAACUGAACUCAGGACCUCUGACAGAGCAGUCAGUGCUCUUUACUGCCAUCUCUCCAGCCCCCGCCCAGUAUUCUUACAGAAACCUUUCUGGACUCCAUGCUUCACAUUUUUGCUUUAGAAUAUUAUCUCUAUUUUAGUUAAUUUUUAAAAUUGUGUGUAGAUGCGUGUGUCUGUACGGAUCUGUGCACAUCCAUGUAGUUCCUGAAGAGGGUGUGUCAGAGCCCCUGGGGCUGGAGUUAAUGGCUGUGAGCUGUCCCAUAGGUGUGCUAGAACCCAUGUUCGCUGCCAGACUUCUGUUCAAGGAAUGGCACUACGCCGUUUCUCUCGCCCCUAGAAAAUGAUCUUGACACUGUUUGAGAUGGAGGAUUACGUAAGUACAGGAGAUGGAAACAAGAAAAGACCUUAGAAGGAAUUACAAACAAAAAGUGUACUAUCAUUACAGUGAUUUUCAUUUUUAUCUUUUUGUAUCAAAUCAGGUAGUUUUUUUCUUUCACUUUAAGUUAUAUACAUUCACUGGUGAGUUGAUAAUUACUUGUUAAAUGCCAGGAAACAUAAAAAGUGAGUUGUUUUCAAGCCUUUGAGAUUAAUGAGUGGAGGAAAAAUGACUUUUUGUGGAUAUUGAGAUUUUUUUCUUGCCAUUUUCUUUUUAAGACUGUCAUUCUCUUCUAUGAACAAGAAACUUUUAUACUUUUUUGUUAACUUUUCUCUCUACCUGAUGUUUUUUUCUAACAUUUCUUGUCGCCAUGCCCUUUACACAACUUUCAAAACACUUUUAGGUUAUCAAAUGUUAACUCUUGUCUAUGUAGAAGGUAGGUAUAAAUGUCGCUCUAUAAUCAUAGAUUGACAUCACAUUUAGAAGUUGUUUCCAUGUCACAAGCUGUUCUUACUGUACAUGUAUACUUAAUAAUUUGCUCUCAUGUAAAUGUUGCUUUUCAUGCUUAUUUUGUUGUAUCUUUGAUUUUUUUAUUGUAAUUUCUCCUGUCAUUAUACUAAAAGAUAUAUUGGCAUUAGUGGCUUCUUGCCAAAGACUAAGCACCGUGUAAUAAAUCAUAGUCAAUCUCUCCAUAUAUAUACAUAUACAUACAUAUAUACUAUAUAUAUAUAUAUAUAUAUAUAUAUAUAUAGUAGCUAAGUAUGCCUCAUCAGUGAGAACAUUGCAUAAAUGUUCUGCAGGUAUUGGUGGUUAGCUUAUAAGGCUUUAUGGGAUUCGUUAGAUAUAGUUAGGUGCCUCUUGAAUGUACUGAGAUGUGAGUAUAAUUCCAUAUUUGUUAAUUGUGGUUAUUAUUUGGAGGUCCUCAAACAGUGCAGUGCAGGAAGCUUUAAUCCAUGAGCAUAGCUCGGCACGUUAGUGAGGAGAGGGUACUUUGCUCACUUUCAUGACUCAGGAUGUUUUACGUUUUGUUGGAUUUACGGACAACUUUACAGGGUGGCCUUUUCUUUUGUCCUAGUUUGGGACACCUGCCUUCAUAGCCGAAGACUGGCCUUUGCUUUGAACACCUGUGUUCUGGGCCAGUUUUUAACCUUUCAGAGUUUCUAUACCAACACAAUAUUUCCUCCAAUAUAUUGGUUGCUAGUCUUAACAAAUGCAAAUGUUCCUAAUUACCCAUUGGUUAUGUUCUCAUAACCAAUGCAAGGGGUAGCCAUAGCAAUGAAAGGGUAACCAUAGCAAUGAAAGGGUAGCCAUAGCAAUGAAAGGGUAACCAUAGCAAGAAAUUGUACUCAACCUAUUGAACAUGAAACUUUAGGCAUUUCCAGGUCUCUUACAUUAGGCCCAGAUAGGGGGAAGUAAUUUCUUAUGCAUAUUACUUUUAGCUUUAAAUUAAAAAAAAAUGGCAUGUAUUAUUGAGCAAAGUAAUGGUUUUUGUCAUGAUAUUUUGACAGUUCUACAUAUUUGACUCUCUUCACCCAUUUUUUUUUCUAUCUCCCAACCCCUUCCCUCUGCCUAAUGGUCCUCAUUUCCUCACAAGUAGACCCUUAGAGUCUCUCUUUUGCCUACUAGAGUCUGUGUAUGCUAAAACACAGGCUGUGUUGGCUGAGCCUGGCUUCUUUCAUUUAAUGUGAUUUCUAGUUCCCUUCAGUUCUCUGGGCAUCAGUGUAUGCCAUCGUAUAUUUGUGGAGGUCAAAGCAGUUUUAGGAAUCUGUUCUCAUGUCCUACCUUGUGGAGGAAAGGUCACUUACUUAUGCCAUGCUGCACACUGCAGGCAUCUAGCCCACCAGCUUGCGACCGAUUCACCUGUCUACACACACACACACACACACACACACACACACACCAUGCGCGCACACACACACACACCCAUCUCCCUAAAGGAGAGUUAGGUGCUACCAUAUCUGAAUUUGUAUGUGGUCCCCAGGGAGCCAGGUUUGCUUAUCAAGUACAUUUAUCUAUUGAACCAUCUUCCAGGGCUCUUAGGUAGUAAAAUUUUAUACAACCAAGUGUUCUUUCUGGAUCCUGGACAUUAUGGUUAGGCACCAGGGUCAUGGGGAGUUAGGCAUGGAAUGAAUGUUCUAGAAGACCUCACAUACAGAUCACUGGAUCAGAUUCCAAGCAGUCAGGAGUCUGAUUAUUAAGGUAUAGUCAUAUUUGCUUUUAUUUUGAUUCUUUCACUCAUCUACAUUCUUUCCAAUCUUCUUAGCAAUUAUAAAUACAAAUAUGUUUAAUAUAAUUCUACUACUGGGUGUGGUGCCCUUAAUCCGAGCACUUGGGAGGUAGAGACAGAGGCAGGUUGAAUCUCUGUAAGUUUGAGGCCAACCUGGUCUACUUAAAUGAGGUCCAGGCCAGCCAGAGGUAAAUAAAUUGUAAGAUUGUCUCAAAAAAGAAAGACUACUUCUAAAGCUGUUUUUUUUUGGGGGGGGGGGGGGGCUCAGACUCUUCCUAGACCUGAACUCACUUAGGAGAUUGAUAGCCACUAGUCAUUUCCUUUUUAAUUUUUUUUUAACCUAUGUUUAUUUUAGGUACAAGGUGAGCUGUGUGUAUGCUUGCUACAGUGUCCAUGAGGAGGUUAUGACAACUGUGAGGGCUGGGUUUCUCCAGUUAUUUGGGUCACAGUCAAUUGCUUGGAGGCAGUUUCUCUGUAUCCACUGAGCCAUCAUCGCCCCAGCCCAGGUCAUCUCCUUAUAAAGUCAAUAGGACUUUCUUCAUGAAGAGAGUCCAUAAUUAAAAGUUCUUCAGCCCAGGUCAUCUCCUUAUGAUGUCUAUAGGACAUUCUUCAUGAAGAGAGUCCAUAAUUAGAAGUUCUUGGGUCCAAACUCUCAUGUGUGACUCAGUGAUUCAUUACCCCCAAGUAAUUAAAUCCCAUGACAAGGAGAAUAUCAAGAAACACCCUUGGUGUUCAUCCAGAUUAUCGGCAUCUCUAGCACAGGGUUAUCUUAAAUGACUGCUUUAGGUCAAGCAUGGGAGAGCACCUCAGGAGGAUUUGCCCUGGGUCAGUUAGCUUUGCUUUGCUUAGCUUUGCUUUGCUUUGCUUUUCAUUUUGUUUUUUUUUUUUAUUGAUGUUGUGUUUGUUUGUUUGUUUUUGUUUUUUCGAGACAGGGUUUCUCUAUGUAGUCUUGGGUGUCCUGGAACUCACUUUGUAGACCAGGCUGGCCUCGAACUCAGAAAUCUGCCUGCCUCUGCCUCCCGAGUGCUGGGAUUAAAGCUAGGGUAGUAGCACAAUGAGGCUUAAGAUUUUGCUACAGAGACAAAAAGGUGGAUCCUUUCCCUGCCCAGCUACUCUGUCCACCAGGGAAACCUUUCUACACCCUCAUCUGAAGCACCCUGGCAGUGAUGUCUCUGCCUCUCAGUAAUGUCCUCCCCACCAGAAUUCACCAAGGUCGCACCGUGCUCAGUGGAGCCAGCUCAAGCAGCAGCACUACUUUAAAUACCUGCGUCAGGAGUGAUGCUCCCAGCAUCGCUCUGGCGCUGGGUAAUGAUUUUCAGGGGCUUGCACAGCUCCAUGGUUCAGUGAAUAAGACUGUGUCCUCCAGGAAAUUGGGUUUGCUGGCCAAGGAUUGCACGCUCCCACAGUUACAUUCCUAUGCGUCCAGUGAUCUGCUCUGGGGCUCAAUUACAGUGUUAAGUCUGGCCCUUGAACUUGAGAAUGUAUGUGAUACUGAGUUUUAACAGCUUGCUUCUCUGAGUGCAUUCAUAUGUUUUCUUUACUUCCUCUUGAUUCAUUUUUUGAGUGUAGGUACCUUAUAGUUCUGUCAAAGGUAGACAGAGUUGACAGGUCAGUAACAUUCAGCCUGCAGACAAAGGUAGAAAAUGUUUUAAACAUGCAAUGUUACAGCCACAGCUAAUACCCUGAUUUCCUUGUAUUUGUGAAGGAAGGCACCCCCACCCCCACCCCAACAUGCACACACCUCAGGAAGGAAGGGAGGGAGGGAGGGAGGGAGGGAGGGAGGGAGGGAGGGAGGAAGGAAGGAAGGAAGGAAGGAAGGAAGGAAGGAAGGAAGGAAGGAAGGAAGGAAGGAAGGAGAGCUUACGGACACUUCCUGCUCUUGCAAAGAACUCACAUUCAGAUCCUAACAGUCAAGGCUGCUCACAACCAUUUGUAACUCCAGCUCCAGGGAAUUUGAUACCCUUUUCUGGCCUCUGCAGAUACCUACAUACAGGUGCACAUACCCACAUAUAGAAAUACACCCAUACACAUUAAAUAUAUAAAUGUGUGUGUGUGUGUGUGUGUGUGUGUGUGUGUGUGUGUUAAAUAGGCACCAGAUUGGGCUGGAGCGAUGGUUCAGCAGUUAAGAGCACUGACUGCUCUUUCAGAGGUCAUGAAUUCAAUUCCCAGCAACCACAUGGUAGCUCACAACCAUCUGUAAUGUGAUCUGAUACCCUCUUCUGGUGUGUCUGAAGACAGCUACAGUGUACUCAUCAUAUAUAUAUAAUAAAUAAAAUCUUUUUAAAAAAGCAAACAAAAAAAUGGGUACCAGAUGAAAGGGGUUCAGGACAUGGUUGCUUCUAGGUAUGGUGGAGGAAAAGGCUUUUUAUAGAUAUGUGAAAGAGUGUGGCUAGAGGCAGAGACAUCUGGGAGAGUCCUGAGUGAGCAUGAGCUGUGCCAUGUGAGGAGAGAAGGAGAGGACACAGCAGGAGAGCCAGGUGUAGCAGCUAGGAGGCCCAAAGGGGACAGAUGACCAAAAUGGCUGGAUUACAUAGGAAAGGGCAUGUGUGAGAAGGGCAGUCUAUCCCCUGGGCUAGAGAAGUCUGAGGUAUGCCAGCCAGGAGGACCCUGUGAUGGUGGGACUGAGGACUGGGAGAACCUGGCAGCCAGUGUCUGCUUUGAUAUGGUAAGUAGGCACCUCAUUCAUCUGUCCUGGGUUUGAAACCUAACAUGUAUAUUAUACAAUAUAUUAAUAAGUUUGUAUGGAUAAUAUACAGUGCAUAUUAUUGAAUCCUUAAUCUCAUAAUUAAUGUAUAAUAUAUCAAUAUAGUAGAAUAUAUUAAUCAUAUAACAUAAUUAAUACAUAUUAAUAAUUAGCACAUUUUUUUUCUGGGCCUGAUGGUGAAUGCCUUUAAUGCCAGCAUUGUGGAGGCACAGGUAAGUAGAUCUCAGAAUUAGAGACUAGUCUAGUCUACAUAGCAAGUUCAGGCCAGCAAGGCCUAUAUAGUGAGACCUUUCCUCAAAAUUCUUUUCCCAACUCAAAAGAAGAAGCCACACUGAACAUUAAAUGUUCUGUAAAAGUAAUUACAGCUUCAGUGGCUGGAGAGAUGGAAUGUUGUAGGUUCAAAGCUUAAUUAUAAUUUGUCUUGGGCUAUCUUUAGCUCUCUUAUUAGCCUUUUUUUUUUUUUUUUUUUUUUUUUUUUUUUUUUUUUGCCUGCUUCUGUGUCUGGCCUAAUAUCCUUGUGAUUAUCAGGUAAAGUCUUUUCAAGUAUAUUAAUUUAGCACGCUACUAGCUUCCACCAACCAAAUGGCUAAGCAUGUGGUCAGGUACUCCUAGACGUCCCCAUUUUCUGUAAUCUACCUACCCGAUGUUUCCACCAAUAUAUUUCAAGCCUUUUGACUUUCUUAGCUUUGUUUCUAUAAAACAUCAUAACAUCGUUACCACAUUGGAACAUACUACUGGUGUAAUGUGAGUCUAUUUCCAGGCCAUGGUCACUCAUUUGCCUCCAGAAUAAAUUAUGUCUUAUCCCUUUUGAA
Molecule: messenger RNA, 9313 nt
Organism: Mus musculus (house mouse)
Lineage: Eukaryota; Metazoa; Chordata; Mammalia; Rodentia; Muridae
Gene: Zfp799
Product: zinc finger protein 799
Exons: 4
Coding region: 171-2120 (649 amino acids)
Biological process (GO): regulation of DNA-templated transcription
Cellular component (GO): nucleus
Source: RefSeq, a predicted model, not a curated record